Messenger RNA from Vigna unguiculata (cowpea), 3073 nucleotides. RefSeq names its product pfkB-like carbohydrate kinase family protein (gene MIK). Gene Ontology annotation, biological process: myo-inositol hexakisphosphate biosynthetic process. NCBI's taxonomy places the organism in Eukaryota, Viridiplantae, Streptophyta, Magnoliopsida, Fabales, Fabaceae. Gene Ontology annotation, molecular function: kinase activity. The record is from RefSeq and is a predicted model, not a curated record.
UUAGAAAGUGGUGCAUUCCCAUUCGUUUUUGGUCUAAAAUGACAUUUGCUUUCAUUAGCAUUAGGAUGAUUAACUUCUGGUUUUCGUAACUAAAAGGUGGAAGGGUUGGUCCAAUUGGUGCUUAUCUUCAUAGCCAUGUCUAUGGAGGUUUGUUACAGUAUUCAUAAAACGUAAAUGCAGUGUUUUUAUUUUGGUUUUUUUCUCAUUCGAUGAAGAAAACAACAUAAAACCGUGUCUGCUUAGGUUUUAGCCAAGAACAUAGUUCCCAAAAUUGACGUGGAAUUCAAAUUUUGAAACAGUCCAAAAAGAGAAAGAAAAACCGAACAAUUACAAUAUCCAUUGAGAAUGAUUUGGUGCUUGGUGUCGGCGGUGGAGUCACCAUAGCGUGACACCAAAAUCUGAUUUUGGCGCGCGCCCACCACUUCCUUUCGCAUCUCCACUGUUCAUAACAAAACUUUUCAUCAUCAUCUUCUUCUUUCUUCUGAUUGCUGUGGAAUUGGCAUGAACGAUCACAACCCAUAAAAAAAAACCCCUUCAUUUCCGUCCCAUGAUCGACCUCCAACAUUCCUCAUGGUCACGGACUCCAAAGCCACUCCCCGCCGCGGCCUCCUCGUCGGCAACUACUGCCACGACGUCCUCCACCGCGACGGCCGCGUCUCCGCCGAGACCCUGGGCGGGGCUGCCUCCUUCAUCUCCGUCAUCCUCGACGCCCUCUCUCUCCCCUUCCACACCGUUUCAAAGGUGGGUCCGGAAUUUGCCUACGCCGCCGCUACAUCCUUGCACCCACCAUUAACGAUCCCCACAUCGCGAACCACCCUCUUCCACGCCCACUUCGGUUCGGGAAACCCGGACCGUCUCCUGAACCGCGUAAUUUCCUGCGACCCCAUCCGACCGGACGACCUCCCGGUCCAGAUCCGGUUCGCGUUCGGCCUGGCAGUCGGGGUCGGCGGGGAGAUUCUGCCGGAGACUCUUGAGAAGAUGCUCGAGAUCUGCGACAUCGUGUUCGUCGACAUUCAGGGUUUGAUUCGCAGGUUCGGUCCCUCCGACGGUCGCGUUAGCCACGUGACGCUCAGCGAGAGCGGGUUCCUCCACCUCUUGCCGCGCGUUGCGUUUCUCAAGGCCUCCGCCGACGAGGCCUCGUUCAUCGACGUGGAGGAGGCGAGAAGGUGCUGCUGCGUUGUCGUCACGCACGGGAAGGAUGGGUGCGAGGUUUUUUCUGAAAAAGAUGCGAUUCGGGCCGCGCCGUUCAAGGCUUAUCAGGUUGAUCCCACCGGCGCCGGCGAUUGUUUUCUCGGUGGCUUUGCUGCUGGGAUUGUGAGGGGAUUGAGCGUGCCUGAUGCCGCCCUGUUGGGGAACUUCUUUGGGUCUUUGGCCGUGGCCCAAGUGGGACCCCUUAAGCUUGACUCCACCUUGGUACAGUUGAAGGCACAACCUUGCAAGGCAACUUUCAAGGAGAUGAACAUAGAUUUGAAAGGUCAGAGUGUGGGUUUCUGAAUUGGACAUGAAUUGACAGGAGGUGUGUUGGAAGUGAGAAUGUAGUUGAUUAGUUUGAGAUUUCUGUUGAGCUUUACCUUGUAUCAGAUCCAGACCUUUCCAAACCCCAAAUCGCUAGUUUCUUGUCUAGAAUAGAAUAGAAUAGAUAUUUAGAUUUAUAUUUGUGGCUCUGAGAAAAUUUUAGGAGUGCUAUGAUAUAGAAUUUAGGUUGGAAAGAUGAAAGAAACAGAAAGGAACAGCAAGGGAAAGAGGAGGGGAAGAGAGAACAAAACAGACUUGGGAGGUUUAAGGGAGAGAGGAGAGAACUGAGAGGUCAAAGAAUAUGUGCACUGCACUUCUAUCAUUAACAUUCACUAACAUCCUCGUCUUAUUAAUAUUUACAUAUCAUGGUAGAUGUUUUUUAUGAACAAAAUAGAUAGUUAGAUUUAUAUUUGAGGCGUGAUAAAACUUUAGGAGUGCUACAUGUUAUUUUUCUGUGUACACCUUGUUACUCAUGAUUUGUAUGGAAGCUGGCUAUUCUUAUCAGUGGAAUUUCCAUUUAAAAAUAUUGUCAGUUUGUUUCAUGGCAAUCUAUAUAUAGUUGUCAAUGUUACUUCAACAUGCAGACUGUUACAGUUUGUAGGAAACUUUGGAUGUGCUUUCUGUUUACUUAUUAUAGAAUGAUUUUGCUCGCUAUGCCAUGUCAGAGUUGCCUACUUAUCAGUGUUGCCUUUUGUUUUCCUUGGUAUUAUUCUACAAGGAAUGAAACAUUUUGUUCAUCAUGGGCAAUUUAUAAUUAGACAAAGGCUAUUUGAUUAUCAGAAUGCUUGGAUCCCUGUUACUCACAAACAUACGUGCAUCCAUUCUAAAGCAUUGUAUGGUUGCUUCUAUGUCUUUCAAAUAAUAUGGCAUGUAAACGUAAAUAUGCAUAUGUUGGAGAUGUUCUUCCUAACACGUGAUGUGUAUAAUUCUAAUGCACACGUAGAGCCAAAAAGGUAAUACUAGAAAGAGGGCCGAGUCCAAACUCCAAAAUGCUAAGUCAUUUCUGGAUGGACAGGUCAAGCUAAGCCCACUAGCAUACACUCCUUCACUCUUGGAUAUGGUCAAAAAUUUAAUAUGGUGUAAAGCAAACUAAAAAAGAGUCGAUUGGCUAAAAAAGGUUAGGCCAAACAUAAAACAGGUUAAAAAAUAAUAGAUAAAUGAAAUCAAUUCAAUCAGUUUACAUAUUCUAAACAUGGUCCUGCGAAUGACUAAAAAAGACGAGCAAUUUGAGGCUUUUGAGUUUGCAUACAAGGUAAAAAGAAAGUCCUCUAAUCCUCCGUGAUUAUGCCAUUUUUGUGUUUCAAAUUUUGAUGAUUACAAUUUUAUGUUGUGUGUUUUCUAAAGGUAUUACAUUCAAGUAUGGCAGGUCUGAUAUCUCGUUAUCCUUUAUUACAGAAAAAUAUUUCAGAUAGUAUCCUCGGGAGACAAAAAUGUUUUGGGAGUGUUUAUGAUCCUUUUUAUUAAAACUGGAAACCAAAACACCUAAUAAAACUCAUCCUGCUGCUUGGAAAGGUUAGACAUGUGUAAGUAAUUCAUGUGCUCCAAUUUCCAUUAUGGC